UGAAGUAAACACGAGACCACGUGUUGGAGCCUUCUGGAAGCCGACUCCCCUUUUACUCAGCGCGGUGCUAACUCCGCCGGCGAGAAUUUUCUAACUCCAAACUCCGCUGGUUGUGUCGCUUUUCCAUGGCUGCCGUAAAGUCGCUUAACCCAAAGGCAGAGGUGGCCAGAGCCCAGGCCGCUCUCGCCGUCAACAUAAGUGCCGCUCGGGGGCUUCAGGAUGUACUGAGGAGUAAUCUCGGACCGAAGGGGACCAUGAAGAUGCUCGUCUCGGGAGCUGGAGAUAUUAAGCUGACCAAAGAUGGCAAUGUCUUAUUACACGAGAUGCAAAUUCAGCACCCAACAGCAUCCCUUAUUGCCAAGGUUGCCACGGCACAGGAUGACAUCACAGGAGAUGGAACCACCUCCAACGUUCUGAUCAUCGGUGAGCUGCUGAAGCAAGCGGACCUCUAUGUGUCAGAGGGUCUUCAUCCAAGAAUCAUUGCGGAGGGCUUUGAGGCAGCAAAGGAGAAGGCUCUGGCUGUUCUGGAGGAGCUCAAGGUUACUCGGGAAAUGGACAGAGAGACACUUGUCAAUGUUGCACGUACAUCUCUGCGUACGAAGGUGCACACAGAGCUGGCAGAUCUGCUCACAGAGGCUGUUGUGGAUGCUGUGCUUGCGAUAGCCAGGCCUAAUGAACCCAUUGACCUGUACAUGGUGGAAAUAAUGGAGAUGAAGCAUAAGACUGAGUGUGACACACAAUUAAUCAGAGGUUUGGUGUUGGACCAUGGAGCCCGUCACCCAGACAUGAAGAAGAGGGUGGAAGAUGCCUACGUGCUGACGUGCAACGUCUCGCUGGAGUAUGAGAAGACAGAGGUGAACUCCGGCUUCUUCUACAAAAGCGCAGAGGAGCGAGAGAAGCUGGUUGCUGCUGAAAGGAAGUUUAUUGAGGAUCGGGUGCAGAAGAUCAUCGCACUGAAGAAGAAAGUCUGCUCCAGCGAUGAAAAGGGCUUUGUUGUCAUAAAUCAGAAGGGGAUUGACCCAUUGUCGCUGGACGCUCUUGCAAAGGAAGGCAUUGUUGCCCUUCGCAGAGCAAAGAGGAGGAACAUGGAGAGGCUCACCCUCGCCUGUGGGGGCAUCGCCAUGAAUUCAGUUGAUGACCUCACGGCCGAGUGCUUGGGACACGCCGGGCUGGUUUAUGAACACACACUGGGAGAGGAAAAAUACACCUUCAUUGAGAAGUGUGAGAACCCUCGCUCAGUCACACUGCUGGUGAAGGGCCCCAACAAACACACCCUCACACAGAUCAAAGAUGCCGUCAGGGACGGUCUGCGGGCGGUCAAGAACGCCAUUGAAGACGGUUGCGUAGUGCCUGGUGCAGGUGCGUUUGAGGUCGCUGUAGCAGAUGCUCUAGUGAAACACAAGCCCAGUAUCAAAGGCCGAGCACAGCUGGGAGUGCAGGCGUUUGCAGAUGCCCUCUUAGUCAUCCCAAAGGUUCUUGCUCAGAACUCUGGUUAUGACCCACAAGAGACUCUGCUGAAGCUGCAGACGGAGAACAAAGAGUCUGGUCAGCUCGUCGGAGUUGAUCUCAGCACAGGAGAGCCAAUGGUGGCUGGAGAAGCAGGCGUGUGGGAUAACUACAGUGUCAAGAAACAGCUUCUUCAUUCAUGCACGGUAAUUGCCAGCAACAUCUUGUUGGUGGAUGAGAUCAUGCGAGCUGGAAUGUCUUCCCUGAAAGGUUAAAGGUCAUCUGAAGAAGCUGCAGCUGUUCAUUUUACUCAAGGGGAAAGCAGUUUACCUGACUGUUCAGUCUGUCCGUUCUGCUCUGAAGCACCUCCACUCAUGGACAGGCUGCACUAACCCGAGGAACCGUCACAGCAACUGUUAUAUCAUCGUUUUUCCUUUUUUUUCAUGAAAUUGUCAGAUUCUCCCUCUGAAGCAAUUGGUUUAUUUAAGAUGUUUUGUUAGAAGCACUGACCUUUCCAAUGCAGUUCUGUUUCCACUCAUUAAAGGUUUUCUUGGCUCCAAAA
Molecule: messenger RNA, 2008 nt
Organism: Oryzias melastigma (Indian medaka)
Lineage: Eukaryota; Metazoa; Chordata; Actinopteri; Beloniformes; Adrianichthyidae
Gene: cct6a
Product: chaperonin containing TCP1, subunit 6A (zeta 1)
Exons: 13
Coding region: 126-1721 (531 amino acids)
Biological process (GO): protein folding
Cellular component (GO): chaperonin-containing T-complex
Molecular function (GO): ATP binding; ATP-dependent protein folding chaperone; ATP hydrolysis activity
Source: RefSeq, a predicted model, not a curated record